This is a messenger RNA of Mauremys reevesii (Reeves's turtle), 9133 nucleotides long. It is a transcript of the gene ARID3A, whose product is annotated as AT-rich interaction domain 3A. The transcript is spliced from 10 exons. Gene Ontology annotation, biological process: regulation of transcription by RNA polymerase II. Bases 1117 to 2964 code for a protein of 615 amino acids. Lineage: Eukaryota; Metazoa; Chordata; Testudines; Geoemydidae. Gene Ontology annotation, cellular component: nucleus. Gene Ontology annotation, molecular function: DNA binding. The record is from RefSeq and is a predicted model, not a curated record.
GUUUAAUCUCCAAUCAUCCGGGCCGCCCCUAAACUCGGCGCCUUUUCGGGCGCAGCCGGGGAAAUGGGAGAUGGUCCCUAGCUGGGCAGCCCCCUCCUAUGGCAGGUCUCUGAUUCAGAGGUUAGGAAUUUGCAUCUGAUUGCUAUUUGUCACCCAAUGAUUUGUCUGCAGCCAGCCAUGAGCACGCCUUAGGCAGCAGGGGGAGGGGAAGGGGCCAGGGCUUGCAUUGCCUGCAAUGAGAAAUUUACCAAUCAGGCCAGAUAGGGGUGCAUUAAAACAAACACAAUUAAAAGAGAGAUACCGAAAAAAGAAAAAGAAACCCGGCGCGGCCCGGUUACUCCGCAGCGAGGUGGAGCAGCUGCCGGGGGACUCGCGGGCGGCGAUGGAGCGCCCCAGCGGAGCGGCUGCCCAGGGUAAGCACAGCUCCCUUUCCAGGGGGGUCCCGCCGGCUGAAAUCUCCAGCGCUGGGAAGAGGCGAAGGUUUGCGCAGACACCUGGAUGAAGCGGAAUUGGCCAAGGACUAGCGGGAUCCAGCCCUACCACUGCAGCAGAGCCAGAGGAAGGAAGGAGGCUGCAGUCCAGCCUGGGGAAGUGCCUGUCGAGCUAAGGGGCGUGCAAUGUCCAGGACUGCACUGGCUGCCUGCUGAGCCGGAGGGGCAUCGGCCCUGAGGUGUUUUGUUUGCAGAGACUAACAAGCCCUGGAGCAGAGGCUUGCAACCAGCUGAUUGCUCAGAGGGUCCCAUCCCUGGUCCCCAGGGAAACAUUCUGGUGUCCUCAGGGUGUCGGCCCCUCGAUGCAAAGCAGCCCCUAGUGUAGCGCCUUGGUGCCCGCAUCCCCCAGUGCAGCGUGUCUGCUUUUCCCCCAAGGCAUUGCACCGUACUCCCUCAGGGGUGUUGUAACCCACCUCCUCCCAGGGUACCAGAUACCUCCCAGUCCAGGGCUUUCUGCCCUCUUAGGAACUUCCCGGCCAGCUCCCCUGGGGCACUGCACCCCACAGGGCGUUGUCCUCCAGAUACCCCUCCCCUCCAGGACAUUGCAUCCUCAACUCCAGGGCAUUGCACCCCAGGUGCAUUGCCCGCCAACUCCGCCAGGGAGCUGCCCCCGGCUGGCAGAGCCAUGAAGCUGCAGGCGGUGAUGGAGAACCUGCAGCGGCAGCAGCGGGCGCGGCUGCAGCAGGAGCUGGAGGCGCAGCAGCAGGAGCAGCAGCGCUCCACACCUCCCCCGCCAGCACUGCCCCCUCCGCCGCCCUCCGGACAGAACGUUGCCCUCCCUGCUGGGGCCUCGCAGUUGGCCCGUGGCCGCAGCCAGGACCCCGCCCCACCCGAGGAGGGGGUGGAGCUUGAGAGCGCCCGCAUCCAGCGCGCCCAGAUGGCUGCCCUGGCUGCUAUGCGGGCAGCGGCUGCUGGACUCAGCCACUCACCCAGCCCGGGAAUGUCCGAUGAGAGCCAGGCCUCAGAGGAGGACGAAGAGGAAGAGCAGGGGGAGGAGGAGGAGGAGGAUGGCAGGUACCAGCAGGAGAUGGGCUCGGAGGAAGAGGAGGAGCUGAAGCGCAAAUGGGAUGAAGAUGACUUCGAAGAGGACAUGGAGGAGGAAGAGGAAGAAGAAGAAGAGGAGGAGGAGGACGAUUAUGAAGAGGAUGAAGAAAUGGGGGAGGAUGGAGGGCUGGGCUCCACAGAAGCGGUGAGAUCUGGGCCGGGAUCUCUGCUUCUUCGCAAGCCGCAGGCCCCCCAGCAGUACCGAGGCGAGCCACAGAGGCUGCCGGGGGGCCAGGAGCGGCUGUCGUCUGGAUUGAGCCAUCAGGGACACUUGCAGCUACAGCAGCAGGCUCCAGACCACGGAGACUGGACUUACGAGGAGCAGUUCAAGCAACUGUACGAGCUGGAUGGGGAUCCCAAGAGGAAAGAAUUCCUGGACGACCUCUUCAGCUUUAUGCAGAAGCGAGGGACCCCCGUCAACCGAAUCCCCAUCAUGGCCAAGCAGGUGCUGGAUCUUUACAUGCUGUACGUGCUGGUGACCGAGAAGGGGGGCCUGGUGGAAGUGAUCAACAAGAAGCUGUGGCGGGAGAUCACCAAAGGGCUCAACCUGCCCACCUCCAUCACCAGCGCUGCCUUCACGCUCCGCACUCAAUACAUGAAGUACCUGUACCCCUACGAGUGCGAGAAGCGAGGGCUCAGCAACCCCAACGAGCUGCAGGCCGCCAUCGACAGCAACCGGCGAGAGGGCCGCCGGCAGGGCUUCGGGGGCUCCCUCUUCACCUACUCCCCCAGCGGCACCCCCAGCCUGCUCUCCUCCCCCAAGCUGCAAGUGCCUGGCCUGGGGCUGGCGGCCACCAACGGCGGCCCCAUCGGCCCCGGGCAAAAGAUAAAGAAAGAAGAGGACUCGCCCAUGCCAAUCACUAUGCCCAGCCGACUCCCUGUGGCCCUGGCUGGCCACCCAGUGGUAGCAGUCCAGGCAGCGGCCGUGCAGGCGGCCGCAGCUCAGGCAGCGGUGGCCGCUCAGGCCGCGGCCCUGGAGCAGCUGAGAGAGAAGCUGGAGUCCGGGGAGCCUCCGGAGAAGAAGAUGGCUCUGGUGACGGAUGAGCAGCAGAGGCUGAUGCAACGGGCCAUCCAGCAGAACCUCCUGGCCAUGACGGCGCAGCUACCCAUGAGCAUCCGCAUUAACAGCCAAGGGACCCGCUCGCCAGAAAACCGUCAGGACUCCGGCAUGAGCCUGACCAGCAACGGCACAAACAGCAUCAGCAUGUCAGUGGAGAUCAACGGCAUCGUCUAUACAGGUGUGUUGUUCGCACAGACCCCCGGCCCCUCGUCCUCCUCGCUCCCUUCCUCCGCCUACAGCAAAGGAAACAGCGGCAGCCGGAGCAGCAGCAGCAGCGGUGUGGGGGGCAGCAGCGGCGUCUCCCAGGCUGCCCCGGCUGCUUCGUCCGCCCCUCCAACCUCUACCUCUAAUAACUCUUCUUCGCCUUAGCCCCCCCUCCCCCAACGGCAGCGCCUCAUCUCACCAAAAGACAAAAAAAAUAAAAAUAAACCCACACGUGGAGCUUCUAUCACAGCUGAUGCCAAAAACCAAGCUUGCAUCUGGCUUUCCCGGGGGGUGGGGGGAGGAAGCCCUGUCUCCCCCUCCUCCUGAGAGGACUGGAGAAAGUUUUGCAAGGAGAAAAGCUUUAAUCCAGGGGGUUUCAUUAAAAGCAGCCUGGACUCUGAGCCAGUCAUUACCCGGUAGCUUUGGAGGUGAUGCAUCGUCCUCCCGGAACGCUUUACCUCACAGACACCCCACUUUGCACUGUGCGUUUGUUUGUUUUUAAUGUUGUUGUUUGAAGUUGUGUUCUUUUGGAUACCUCCAGACAGACACACAGUCGCACCGACGCCCACGGGCUUGUGUUUUUAAUGAAACCUCCCCACCUUUCGUUUCUUUUCUUUUUUUUUUAAACGGAAAACAAAAUUUGCAAAAGCGGGAGGAAUUUUAAUCCUUUAAAUCUUUUUAAUUUUAAGAACUACACUCGGCAUUUUACGAGGUGGUUAUUUGGAUCUCUCUCUUUUUUUUUUUUUUUUGUAAAUAGCUUCUAUUUUAUUCUCUAAAAAAGAAAUCAAACUUUAACUCUCAAAAAUGCUAUAUAUUAGUGUUCGUUCAGGGAAACAGGACUUGGAAACCUUGUAACCUCUUUUUCUUUUUUUCUUGUCGUCGUCUGAUGUUGAUCUUUGGUCGAGUUUGAGCCGCGCGACUUUCUUUCGAACGCUGGUGACGCCCGAGGUUCGGGAGAGAGCCAGGGUGACCCCACCGAACGAGCUCAGGGGCUUACCCUGAAUCUGUGUUACAACUGAUGCUGCACCAUUGAGGGUCCUGCUUGCAGCUGCCUGCAGUUACCUGCAACUUGGCGUCAACACAAGGGACCGGCCGGCCUGUUACACUUGGUCUGUUUGGUAUUUUUCUCGUGUGUUUGUUUAAUUUCUCGGUGGAGGAAAUUAACGUCGAUGACUCCUCUGCUUCCCCACCCCAUCCCCUCCCAGGGAACCCUGUUCCCAGGGGCUUACAGUACAAUUCUCUCCCUGUAAUUAGGUCCAGGGAGCAUAAUUUAAUGAGCUCUGUGCUGUGUGCCAUGUUCCUGAUGUGAGCGUGGGGGCGGGGUUAUUCUGGAGGAGAAACUCCAUUUUAGAGACAAUCGAGGGCUUGUUGCAGAAUUCAUCUGUCCAGCUGGGAAGUCUCCUGCAAGGUGCUGAGUGCCGUUAACUCCCACCGAAGCAGCUGCGUGUUGAACGUGCCCAGCACGUCUCAGGAUCGGGCCUUAAGCGUGUGUCCUGCUGUAGCCAUGUGUUUCCUCUGCCCUGUCCUGUGACACCAGAGCAUCCUUACCUGCAUAAUAGCCCCGGCCCAUAAAGGGCCUGAUUCUGAUUCUCGGCUGCUGUUAUUUGCAGCAGCCAGAGGGUGGGCGUGAAGCGAAAGUGCUUUUGCACUGGUGCGAACAUCUGCGCAAAGGGCAAAGCAAUGGAAUGGAGACGCAAAGCCUCCCAGCUUGGCCUCUCUUGCAAACAACGGGGGUGGGGCGCUCUGGAUUUUUUUUUAACGACAUCUUUUCCUGCUGAUUUUUGUGCUUUUUCAUUUGAUAAACCGGCUCCCAACCUCCCCAGCCUGUUUUUCUAGUCACAAGCCGCUCUGACUGCCUCCAGCUCCCUGACCCUGCAUUCUACCAGCAGCUACCAGCCAGAUAGCUCACUGCUCUGCUGGAAACCAGCACAGAGAAUCUGAUCUAAAGGCAAUACUAUAAUAUAGAAUCCAGACUGUACACGUGCCCUCUCUGCCCCCGUCCCACUACCUCCGCCCUCCCUGCUUCUUUCGCCAGAUUCUAGAUACUUGUCACACCUCAUCAUCUGCUCAGGGCUGAAACAGCAACCUGGUUCUUCGUAGGUUUCUUUUUCUUUUCUUUGGACAGGUGAAGAAAAUAACCAGAAAAAUCAGGUGUACUAGAUAAAAGUCAGUGAGGUUCCUGCGGUGUCGUGGGCGAAAAGCAGAUGUAAGGACUAGAUAUUUUCAGAAGGGCUCAGUGCUCUUUAGCGGCACUGCAACAAGUGGGCAGAUUUUCAAAGGAAUCCAGCAGGCUGGGCCGUGAGCGGUUUGUGAAAACUGAGCUGAGGUGUCACAACAGGAGCUGAGCACUCAUGCUGUUCUAGCCCCAGUGGCGGGCAUUGAGCAUUUGAAAAUAUGGCCCCACACUCCAAGAUUUUUACACCUCAGGCCUUUGGUGAUGCCUGUGCUGCUAGGCGGACGAGGGUGGGAGCGCUGCCUUGAAGUAUAUUGUUGCAGUGAUAUUUUUAGAAUGUGCACUGGGAUUGUUUUUUUUUAAUCUCCAUAGUGAAUGUUAAAGAGACACCAUGGGCUCGCCGCAUUUCUGUCUGAACAAGUUCCCCUGGCAUUGCUGCAGCUAACCUGAUGCUCCCUGAAGGAGAUUAGAGACAGGACAAAAUCCCUCUGGGUUAUUUUUAUUUUGUUUCCCUCUGUGCAUCUGACAGCGCGUUGUGUGUGGUCAGUUUCACUGUUUUUCCCCCUCUACGGGGCCUGAGCCAAAGCCCACUUCAGUUUCCACUGACUUUGGUCAAGCCCCUAGCACCUCAGUUUCCCUUCCUCAGAGUGGAUCUUAAGGGGAUUGUGAAAGCAGGGAAAUUGGCAGAGGGACUGCAGAGCAGGUGCAAAACCCUCUGCUGCCUCCAGGUCAUUGAAAUUGACAAGAUCUCAAGCUGAUUGGGUCCCUCCGUAAACGGUCCCUUAAAGCUCCCCUGAGUGGCUGCCCGAAACCAAUGGUCACUGAACCCAGGUAUUCGUGCCAGCAGAUGCAUCUCCCGUCUAACUGGGAUCUAGCCAGGAACACCCUCUCGUGGAAACAGCAGGAUGGUCGUGACCCCUAGGUUUUGUCAUAUACGGUGAUUCUUCCUCUGGGGGUGGGGCGGGGAAUAUUGAAGCCGUAACACAUUUUCUCGGCCAGGACAGUUUGUGCCAAUAUCAUUAUGGCAGUUAGGAGUGUGACUUUUUACCAUUAUAGCUAUACCAGUACAGCUCCUAGUGCAGCUACAGGAAAGCCAGUAUAAAGAUGACUUAUACCAGUAGAGCUGUUUCCCUUCUCCUACAGCAAGAGCACCUUUCUACCUGUGUAACUGCGUCCCCACUAGUGGGGUUAUGCUGCUUUAACUAUACCUGUCUACCUGGGGAGGGAGGAGCCAUGAAGCUGCUUAACCGUGAUUCAGAAAGAGGCUGGAUUUAAUCCUGUUAAAUGUUAAAAGCCGUCUCCCAGGCUCUCUGGUUCAAGCGUUAAUCAGCUUUGUCACGCACAGGGAGAGGGCACCCUCUGGAGCGGAGUGGAGAUUUGUCCUCUUUCCGGCCUUAGACUUGAGAGUGGGCUCCUCUCUUUUCCCUGGGGAAAUGUGACCACUACGGUGCAUGUAUCAGCUUUGCAGGGUACAUACCUGGGAUGCACAGGGUCCUGUUGAGCCCUGGUAUAAGUGGGUGCAGCCUCUGUUGAUUUCAGUGGACUUGGCAUUUGCUUAGGCCACGGCUGACGCUGGUCUCCAGUGCCUGCCGUGGAAGAAAAGCGGCUGCUCCUGGACAGUGGGAAAGCACCUUUGUGAGUGUUGUGAGCUGUGUUCCGCUAAGUGGGAUGCUGAGCCAGCCAGACGGGAAUGCUGGCGGUUCCCUGUUCCCAACUAAACAGGCCUGGAUCUGCUCCAUUACACCCCUGCAUGCCCAGCCACGGGGCCUCAUUGCUCAGCUGUGGACCCGUUUUGCAAUCCUGGGCAUCCUCCCUGCCUGUUGGUCGCACACAUGCCAGGAACCCCCCAGUAAACAGCAGGGCCUGGCUUGGCUACUCCUUGAUUUCCCUGAUUGCCGAGAUCCUGGGAGGAGGUUGUGCCUUUCCGGGAGGUGCCCAGGCUUCUCAGGUGGCUGAAGGCAUCUUGGCCUCCCGGAGAAUCUGGCUAGAAAGGCGCUCUCUGUUCAGACUUGUCACUCAAGUGCCCCUUUGACCUUAGAGGCCAGGGGACGUGUAUCCUCAUCAAGCCGCUCCCCUCUGUUCCGUCCAGCCCGGCUGCUGCAUCUUUUCUUUUUAACCCGGCAGCUGUUUUGUAUUUAAAAAACCUCUCACCGAUCUCUAGAUUAAGGAUGCUGCGGUAGCUCCUUCUGGAGCACCCGGGAUCAAACCCACUGACGCCAACUCUCCCAUUGACUCCGAGCGAGCCAGAUUGAUGUGCCUUUGCCCAGCCUGCUGCCAAGUUGCUUGUAGAUGCACUCAGUGGCAAUUAGCAUCUCACUCCCUGGCCCCUUCUCCCCCCAUGGCACUGCUGCCAGAUUCCUGGCAUGACAGUUCCUCCUUAGGCAGCACAGCGACAAGUCAGACCUCCGGUGGCUUCUAUACCAAGAGCCAGGUGGGCAUGAUCUCCAAGGGGCGACCUUUUUAAUGCCCUAUAGGCAGCUCCUGCAGAGAAUCCAAGCUAGCGUCCAUCUCUCUCUGCCGCCGCUCAAGGGGGGGAGAAUAUGGAAGCAAGGGGAUCUGGUGAGCGAGGACCAGCGGUCGCAGCAGGCCGCUGGCGAUACAAGCUCCCAUCAUGGAGAAAGCAGGGUGUUUAUAGAGGGAGGGCUCACUCGACUUCCUCAGCCAGCCGCCAGAAUCCACUGAAGUCAACGGCACAGCUCCCACUGACUUCAGGGGGCUUUGGAUGGAGCCUGGUGCCACUUGUGAUUAUAGAUAGCUAGAUCUGUACUUUAACAGACUGUUUCCGAAUGCUCCCCUCUUGUCCUGUGCAGAGCACAGAAAGUUACGGCCCUUUGCCCCAUUGCCAUUUUCCUUCCCUGCCUGCUAGCCCCAAACGCCUUCUGUUUCCUUUUGCUGCGUCCUGGCUUUGGAAGCCUCCCUGGGAUGCUGCCCUCAGAGCUCCGUUUUCAUGGAGCCUGGGCAGCUUUGAAAGGGGAACGGCAAAGCUAAAGUGAAAAGUGGAGCUCAGCCCAGAGAUAGGAGCUGGCUGCCCCCCACUAGCCGGCACAGUAACACGGGGUUUCAUCCCUCCUGCAGACACUUCCUGGGUCUUGCCUCAGUCUGCCCCGAGUCACCAGAGCCCUUUGAUGUGCUUGGCUGAAUCGGGGGCUGUGUGUGUUUGCUGGCGUCCGAUGUCACAGAGCGAUGCAGCCUCGAGCGAACCAAGAACCACCCCUGCAGCCUGACAAACGGGACCGAUUUCUAGCCUCCGUUCAGUUCCCCUUUCCGCUGGGCAGUUCGCCCUUUACGCUUCUGCCGUGGAAUUGACUCUGCACGCCGGGACCAGCAACCCUGCUAUCCCGCAGCCUACGUUCAGUAUGCAACUCAGGCGAGAUCAAAGAUCCCGAAACCCUCUCUCGGUAGUUAGAUAAAACGAAGGGUUUUCCCCUCUCCCACCUCCUCACUGCCAAAGCCUGUAGCUACAGAAGUCUCAUGGGCACAGACUGUACGUCUGACUUCAUCACUGAGGGGAUCUGUGGCUGUUCUCUGCCCGUGUUGGGUGCAGGACCAGUGAGGGGGCAGCUCUGUUCUCCAGACGUCCCAGCCAGUCAGGGCCUUGAGGCUUGGCUCUGUGCCUGGCCUGGAAACGUAACCUCUCUCAGAACGAAUGCGUUGCUCGCCUUGGAUAAGGAGCCUUAGAAAGCGGGGUGGGUUGGGGGGGGGGGAAAUUCUAUAUCAAAUUCUAUAUCUCGUGUGUGUUUUGAGUGUGUGUAUAAAGCAAAACCAACCAACCUUCGGGGUAAAAUGUGUUUCUUAUGCAAUCUGGGCUCUCGGAGCAAGAGCAGGAUUGUAACUCAGGGGAAAAAGACCCGCUGUCUGGAUCUGAUUGUACUGGGUACUGGGGGGAGGGAGAAGGGGCAGGGCAGGAUUUGCUUGCUGUGUCAUUUAUUUUAAGUUCCAGUUAUUUGGGGGGCAUUUUGGAGGGGGGGGGGAGGUGUGAUUUCUUAGCCCUGAUUUUUUAUCCAGGAGAAACUUGCCUUAAAGUUGCCCAGCACGGCGGGUGGGUGACCUGGGUUUCUCCCCAGCGCUGGCUCCGUAGGAGAGGCAGCUUUGCUAGGGUAGCUUCCAGCUUGUCUCUGCCCUGCUCUCGCUGCAGGAGGCCGUGCGGCCGCAAGGAAACCU